Prionailurus viverrinus (fishing cat) is the source of this 1016-nucleotide messenger RNA. It is a transcript of the gene KLK7, whose product is annotated as kallikrein related peptidase 7. Gene Ontology annotation, biological process: proteolysis; positive regulation of antibacterial peptide production. Lineage: Eukaryota; Metazoa; Chordata; Mammalia; Carnivora; Felidae. The transcript is spliced from 5 exons. Gene Ontology annotation, molecular function: serine-type endopeptidase activity. Bases 1 to 774 code for a protein of 257 amino acids. The record is from RefSeq and is a predicted model, not a curated record.
AUGGCAGGAUCCCUUCUCUUGCCACUGCAGAUCCUACUGUGGUCUCUAGCCCUGAGAUCUGCUGCACAAGAAGCCCAGGGUGACAAGAGUGGGGAGAAGAUUAUUGAUGGAGUCCCAUGUACAAGAGGCUCCCAACCCUGGCAGGUGGCCCUGCUCCGGGGCAAUCAGCUUCACUGUGGAGGUGUGUUGCUCAAUGAGCAGUGGGUGCUCACCGCUGCCCACUGCAAGAUGAGUGAGUACCAGGUGCACAUGGGCAGUGAGCAGCUGGGUGAUAAGAGAGCCCAGAAGAUCCGGGCCACACAGUCAUUCCGCCACCCUGGCUACUCCACUCAGACCCAUGUUAAUGACCUCAUGCUUGUGAAGCUGGAUCACCAAGCCAGGCUGUCGUCGAGUGUGAGGAAAGUCAAGCUGUCCUCCCGCUGUGAACCCCCUGGGACCACAUGCACCGUUUCUGGUUGGGGCACCACCACCAGCCCGGAUGUGACCUUUCCAUCGACGCUAAUGUGCACAGAUGUCAGACUCAUCUCCUCCCAGGAUUGCAAGAAGGUUUACAAGGACCUGCUGGGAAAGUCCAUGCUGUGUGCUGGCAUCCCCAACUCCAAGACCAAUGCCUGCAACGGUGACUCAGGGGGACCACUGAUGUGCAAAGGUACCCUGCAAGGCCUGGUGUCCUGGGGAACUUUCCCUUGUGGCCAACCCAAUGACCCAGGUGUCUAUACCCAAGUCUGCAAGUACUUCAAGUGGAUAAAUGAGACCAUGAGAAGGCAUGGCUAAUCUCUGCAUACCUCCCAUCUCUUCAUCUAUACUCCUGGAACAAGAAAUUUACAGAAAUAAGGAUGUGAUGAACUGUGGUCAUUAUUUGACCUUACCUUUCCUCAAAGACAUAUUACAACCUCAACCAUAUGCCAUGUGUGUAAACCAAUCAAAUUAACAAAGGCCUAACACACAAAAACCUCAGUAUUGGUAAAGACCAGCACUCUUAACCAGCGGAACUGUAAAUCAUGCAAUUUUUAUGC